This is a messenger RNA of Electrophorus electricus (electric eel), 5769 nucleotides long. RefSeq lists its product as uncharacterized. Gene Ontology annotation, molecular function: CD4 receptor binding; cytokine activity. The record is from RefSeq and is a predicted model, not a curated record. Gene Ontology annotation, biological process: leukocyte chemotaxis; induction of positive chemotaxis. NCBI's taxonomy places the organism in Eukaryota, Metazoa, Chordata, Actinopteri, Gymnotiformes, Gymnotidae.
GUGAGCAACAGAAGAUGUGUUGUGCGGUGACAGCGCAGAGCACUAACUGAAACAACUGUUUUAAGUCACGCUGCUGCCUUUUUAGGAGUCCACUGAGAACAUACAGAUCUGAACAGGAUGUGUAUGAAGCAUUGCGUGUUAUUGCAUGAAUGCUCAUGUUUGUGUAUUAGGGUCUGCAUGCUGGUUCAGGAAGACACUCUUCUCAUCAGUAGUGACACAGUGGGCCACGAAGGGGAGCCCAACACUGGUACUGGAGGCCUGGAGUCCCAGCACAGUGAGGUAACCGUUCUGCCCUGACACACCUACAGACUCUGGUACGACUGGGACCUCCGACUAUGAAAGAAGACAAAAGCUGGAAGAGCCAGGAACUGCUCCUAAACAUUUGUGUUUGUGAUUGUUCAGCAUCAAAUGAAAUUUGAUUUGGGAGAUUAGGAGAGGCUGACAGAGCCAGUGGCUGAAUAAGAGGAGAGACUCCCAUCCCGACUCCCAGCCCGACUCCCAUCCCGACUCCCAGCCCGACUCCCAGCCCGACUCCCAGCCCGACUCCCAGCAAAGGAACAAGGCACUGAAGGAAUGUAGCUGGGCUGGGCGUAAAUGUCCCAAGACCGCAGAAAAGAAACCGAUGCAAACCCAGAAUAUGCAGGCAGACAGACAUGUCUGUGAGGGUCAGACUAUGAGGAGAGGUGCCCUUUUUCCUGCUGAGAGCUCAGGGUUUGCAGUUUAUGGUUUAACUUCUGUGUUGGACGUCUUAUGAGUUGUGUCUCCGUCUGAGAGGUAUGAGACAUCAGCACCAGCACACUCACUAGUGGAUCUUUGUGUUCCUAUUUUUUAUUUAUGGAUUUCUUAGAAAAAUCACCAUGGCAACACUUCAUGUACACUUUUGAUUACAUUAUGUGGUUUGAGUUACAUAGUUGACAGCCUGCCUAUAUUGGAAUUGGUUAAAAAAUGUGUUACAAAAAUAUGGAAUUUGAGCAUUUCUUGAAGCAGUGUACAAAAAGGAUUAUCCUGGGAAUCGAGGCAGCUUUUAUGUGCUUUCUGAUCCCUCUGUAACGGUUACAUGGGCCUUAUUCCAGGAACAUGGAUAUGUGUCCCCCUGUUACAGUAUCAGCUGGAAGUGCAGAAUCCUUAAAUACCACUGAGGAUCAAAGCCAGAGGAAGUGGCAAACCACCCAAGUGCACUCUUCCUCUGUCAAGUUCAAAAUCCGCUCCGCCAAAGACAGGCAGGAGACGCUGGUCACUGACAGAGGCAUGAGAGCAGCGCACAGUAAGACCGGAGACGAGAUCCAGAGCCGAGAACAAGCACGCAGAGUUCAGCCGCGGUCGCCACCAUUGCGAGACACAGUUGACGUGCCGAGUUCCAGAGUUCCGAAUCAGGCUGGUGUCCCGACGUGUGCAGAACUGCCUUUCAGCUCUGGGACAAGCAAUGUCUGCAACGAGCACCCAAGCAAGGAGAGGGGACGGACAGACUGGAGAGGACAGGUUCUGAGCAACAGAAGCAAGAGCUUAGACUGGAGAGGACAGAAGGAAGUGAGGAAUCAGACAGCAACGAUCAGGAACACUAAAGACUUAGUAGUGCAUCCUGCAAGGUGUUCCAACAGUUUGGAGACAAAGGAGACACCCAAGAGCCCAAACCCAAACCCAAAUGAACUAUCCAGCCCCUCAAACAGCACAGCAUUACAAGUUCAUGCUUACAGUCCUGCCGGACAUAGAAAGCAGGACAGCAACAAAAUGGUUCCCACAGCCAUAUCCAGUUCCUCACCUGCAAGAACGAGCCAGAUAGUUCUGGCCCUGGAACGAGCGGGUGGGGGCCAGUCUCUCCCAUCCAGACUGCAGCCAAAGCAAAGACCAAGCAGCUUGGAGGAGGGGAGCGGUCCGUGGAGGUCUGCUGCAAUGAGCGUCCCCAAGCCCAGUCAGCCAGACCACUGGUCUCGGGUUGGGGGGCCAAACAUAAGUGAAGUAACAGGAAACCAAACAAUACUGGAUCGAAUUGGGAAGCUCUAUGGCGUGAAAUUAUCAGAGCAUAACCGAGACUCCAGAGACUCCGUCUGUGCGAAAAGCUGCUCUGCUCCUGUGGGUGAUUGGCUGCACAGUGCAGAUGCUAUUGAUUCAAACUCAAAUCCCAGGAGGCCUAAUGCUGCUCCCACAUUCAGGUCAUCUUCCUCAUCCUACAUUAAUCAAUGGAAGAAGGCCUCAUCUGAUGCAGAAAAAGGUGGAACCUUUCCAAGAACACUUUCCAAAGUGGAAAGGAAUAAUAUUAGUUCUAUACCAAACACUCCACUUAUUUUACAUAACAGGAAUGACAGGAAAAAUGCCUUAUCCAAUAUGUCUAUGUCGCCAGUGACACCGCAGUUUGAAGAGAGAAUAGAUUUAACGUGUUUACACAACCAAAAAAGUGAAUGGAAUGGCAACUCACAGAGCAGAAAGCCUGGGGCAUUGGAACCACUCUCUCUGGACCAGGCAAGAAAUCGAGCUGCACAGUCCAGAGUUCUCAGGACUGAGUCUUUGUUUGGGGCUUGUAACUCUGGCACACCCAGUCAUUCUGUGAAACAGUCAUUCUGUGAAACAACUGUGCAAGAAGGCAGUAGACAAGACAGAGAGAGAGACAGGCAAAUGGAGAAAACAAGUAGCAGCUCAGCACAUGGCAGAGAUGGGGACACGGGUCCAGGAAAACAACCUGGAAUCCAGGGACCAAAGGAAUUAGACAGACCUCAGUUAUCCAGGAGUGUGACAGUAGAUGGUGCUCGGUAUAAGGAGAAGGAGGAACUUUCAGAACUUGGUUCAUUAACCUUUCCAAGAAAGAAGAGAGAGAACUUGCAGGAGAAAUUCGAUUCCGUGCAAAGCACAAUCUACAAAUUUGAAGCUCUUGCCCAACGAAACCAGAAUCCAAAUGUGGACCUGCACCCCAGAAGGGCAUUUUCUGUCCCAGAAAAACCAAAACUGGUGACAGAAAUAAAUAAGAACAAACCUGAUAAGUCAUUACAUGGAUUUAUGAGUUUGUGGAGUCUGACCGAUGACCACUUCAGUAAGAGUGAGGUCAGUGAGGAGUUCGUCAGUCCCCCUAAUGUAAGAGGGGCCAUCCAAAUUACAGCCACAGAUGAAGUAAGAUCAGUGAAAACACAGAAUACAGAAGGUUAUGGACAGAAACUUGGAGACAGUCCAACUGAAAAACUGCUGGAUAUAAUUCCAUCUGAACAGAGUAAAACCAAGGACACUCUUAAGGAUGACAUCAAGACUUCUAGGAUUAGUAAGUACCCGGAUGAGCCAGAUUUUUCCAAACUGAGUCAUUGGGUUAUUAAAAACAUGGACUCAACUGAAGGUCAUCUGAGAAAUGACUGUAGUGCUACAAAGCCCUCCAUCAGCGAGUCCAGCAGGAGUGAUGAUGCCACCCUCACUGAGUGUCCUGACAAGACUCGUCUGACAGGCAGCCAUCAAAACCACAGUAAAUCAAGUACAGAUGAACCGCCGGAGUGUGCUUUAGUACCAGCAGAUUCAACUUUGUCCACCUCAGUGAGGUUGGCGUUGAUAAGAUCUUAUAGCCCUCAUUCUACAUCACCAUCCAGUCCCCAUGGCUCCCCAGACACCCGUCCCCAUGGCUCCCCGGACGCCCAUCCCCAUGGCUCCCCGGACACCCGUCUCCAUGGCUCCCCGGACGCCCGUCUCCAUGGCUCCCCGGACGCCCAUCCCCAUGGCUCCCCAGACACCCGUCCCCAUGGCUCCCCGGACGCCCAUCCCCAUGGCUCCCCGGACACCUGUCUCCAUGGCUCCCCGGACGCCCGUCCCCAUGGUUGCCCGGACACCCGUCUCCAUGGCUUCCUGGACACCCGUCCUGUCACAAUCCCUGCAGCCCCUCCUGAACUCAGUGAUAUUGGCAACAGAGUAAGAAAUGAAAAAAUUGAGGUGAAAAUUUCUAGAUGGAUCACAGAUGAAGGAGAUGGUGUUAUUGAUACUGAUGAAGAUGAUGAUGAUGAUGAUGAUGAUGAAACAGAACGAGGAUAUGACUCUGACUCAGGGGACUCAUCAGUAACCAUCACAAGCAACAUGAGCCAAUCAGAUCACAGGAGUUUUUCUUUAAGUUUUGUGGACCUCUGUAAUCUGGGUGGGCUGGACUGUCCACCCACAGCCAGCAGCGGGUCAAACGAGGAGAGGUGGAUGUCCAAUCGCUCUGCCUCCUUGAGCUCAGAUGCCUCCGUCAUGUCCUGCGUGACCCUGCUGGGAACGGAGGAGUUGGACUGUCUGCUGGAUGAUGUCAAAGGUCUAGGGGAUGACACUUUAGAGAACUAUGAGGACGUGCACGUGGUCGUCCUGCAUAAGGAUGUCGGGAUUGGCCUCGGCUUCACUGUAGCGGGCGGAGUGGACCAGAACAAACCCAUAACUGUGCACAGGGUCUUCCCCUGUGGAGCAGCAGCUCAGGAAGGCUCCAUCCACGAGGGUGACCAAGUGCUGUCAAUCAAUGGCACUGCUCUACACAACUCCGCCCACUGGGAAGCGCUGCGUACACUGAGGAAGGCAAGGGGGCGGGGCAUGGCAGUGGUGGUUCUUAGGAAAGGCAGCGUCAUCGAACCCCAGCACAACAUCAAUGACAACCUCCUAAAGCCAGCUGGAGGUCCAGGCACCACAGUGCAUACGACUUUGACCAAAUUGACCUUUGACCUGGGCUUCAGUCUGGAGGGAGGGGUUGGCUCCAGCCUCGGAGACAAACCCCUCACCGUUCAGAGGAUUUUCCAAGGUGGACCAAUUGGGAAGGUGUUUCCAGGAGAUGAGCUGCUAGAAAUUCAGGGUCAGAGUUUGGGGGGUUUAAGACGAUUGGAAGUCUGGAGCCUGAUAAGGAGACUGCCCCCUGGCCCCGUGGAGGUCUUACUGCACCGGCCCUCGCAGCCUCCCUGAGGACGCGUGUGUCCUGCUCUUAACCAUCACAGGAACAUCAUACAGCUCGCUGAUUUCUACUUCACUGGGCAACACAGUUUUAACCGUUUUUGUCUUACCAGACUCCAUACGUUCUCCAUACGUCUCCAUACGUUCUCCAUACAUCUCCAUACGUUCUCCAUACAUCUCCAUACGUUCUCCAUAAGUCUCCAUACAUCUCCAUACGUUCUCCAUACGUCUCCAUACUUCUCCAUACGUCUCCAUACUUCUCCAUCUCCAUACUUCUCCAUACGUCUCCAUACUUCUCCAUCUCCAUACUUCUCCAUCUCCAUACUUCUCCAUAUUACUCUCCAUUCUCCAUAAUGACAUAGAAGCACACAAGGACAAAAAAUAAACUAUAGGUGAUAAUGAAAUUCUGAUAACAUAUUUGGAUUCGGCAUGCAAGAAUCCAUAAUGCACAGGUAUUUUUGGCAGGCAUCAAAGUCUCUGCUGACCAGUGGUUUUAAAAUGACAGCAAUGUUGCUAUAGAAAUGUGCUUUGAUUCAUAUUUCCAGUCCUAUGAAUAGCAUAAAUGCACUAUUUUAAAGAUUCUUUAUAAUAAUACAUGUGUACAUAUGUAAUGACAGGUCAUCACAAAAUUACAGUCACAAAUCUUCAGAGAAGUCUACAGGAUAUAAAGAUUUUGGGCCCAAAAAGAAGUUUCAAAUAUUUUCUCUCUUGUUAUCCAUUAUUAUCUUAAAAUGAAUAUAUUAAUUAUAUUUUGUAUUGACAGAGUUAAGUCAAAGUAAUAUAAGAAAAAAACAUUUAAUAUAUUGCACAAUUUGUAUUCCUAUUGAAAUAUAAGUGUCCCAUUUUACAGUGUACAUAUAUUUUACACCAUGCAAGAAAAAAAAAUAUUUUUUCCUA